This is a messenger RNA of Pogonomyrmex barbatus (red harvester ant), 958 nucleotides long. RefSeq names its product iron-sulfur cluster assembly factor IBA57, mitochondrial. Gene Ontology annotation, cellular component: mitochondrial matrix. Lineage: Eukaryota; Metazoa; Arthropoda; Insecta; Hymenoptera; Formicidae. The record is from RefSeq and is a predicted model, not a curated record. Gene Ontology annotation, biological process: iron-sulfur cluster assembly. Gene Ontology annotation, molecular function: protein binding.
AUGUGCGAUGCUAUCGUGUACAAGAGCGAAGAGAGCAAUUUGUACUAUAUCGAGUGUGACACGCAGAUCGCCGACUCUUUGCAGAAGCAUCUGAAGAUGUAUCGCGUAAGGCGAAAGAUAGAUAUCGAACACGUGGGUGACAGGAUCAAUGUUUGGUCGGUGUUUGAUUCUACCGAUGAAUAUCCUGAUAAGAAAGAUUCCACGGACGUGAAGGAAACGCGUGAACUGGAAGGAAUGAUAUUUCCGUGUAGCACGCUGAGCGGUAAAACUAGCAAGUUUGUCGACAGCGUUAUGAUAUACGAAGAUCCUAGGCUGCCCGACUUGGGUCUUAGAAUUCUUGCCGAGUCACAGAUUGGUGGACAUGAGAUAAUCAGACAUUUGGAUGCCGGCGUGUCAGAGAACGUCGGCGAUUAUAAGGCAUUUCGGUAUAAGCUAGGAGUAGGGGAGGGCAUGCAUGAUCUACCACCUGGGAAAGCGUUGCCUUUGGAAAUCAAUUGCGAUUAUUUGCAUGGCGUUAGCUUUCACAAAGGCUGCUACGUCGGUCAGGAAUUAACUGCGCGCACGUAUCACACAGGUGUGGUCAGGAAACGCCUGAUGCCCUUGCUGCUUGACGAUAUUCCGGAUAAACCGCUCGCAUACGAUGAGAAAAUUCUCAACGAAUCCGACAAAGUGGUAGGAAAAUUUCGGGGUUGCGUCGAUAAGUACGGAUUAGGCUUGAUGCGUAUAAAUGAAUCUCUCAGUGCCCAACGGCUCAGUGUAUCCGGUAUAAACGUAAGAGUGGUGAAACCUGCGUGGUGGCCCCAAGAAUUACAGAGAGAAACGGUUCUCAUUAAAGAUACGAAGUAAUACGCGACCUUUCAAGUAACCAUUUUGUAGGAGAUGCGUAUACACACGUGAUACAUAAACUGUAAUAACAUAAACUUGCAAAUGUAAAAUAAAUUUCUACCUAAAAGCCUAA